UUUACGUGAUUUAUUUACAUCCAAAACGUUAUCACUACUCAGCAGAUAUUAAAAUAUCCAGAUUUAUUCUGUGGCUUAGGAUGUUUAAGAAUUGGUGAAUGGCCACCCUGUUAUUAAAAAAGAACGAGGUUUUCCAACUUCCGUCACGAAGAUUGGGAAAUAAGGAAUAAUAGUUGAUGCCUGAUUAAUCUACUUCUUUUGUGAUUAUAUAUGCAUUGAAACACUAUUGUUACAAACAAUUUCGUUACUGUUGUUGAUUGAAGUGCAAUUUAACCAAUGUCUCGUUUGUGAAGUGUAAAUUGUUUUUGUUGUGACAUAUUUGUGAAGAAAAUCAAUGAGAUAUUUUAUGAAGCAGCUGGUACAAUAUGUUUAGUGUUGACUACGAUUGACGUACGAAGAACUAAAAGAGAAUAAUACAACAGGGACAUAUAAUAAGGAUGGCUGAAGAAGUCAUCAAUGUCACGGCUCAGCCUAUGUCUGAGCCCGUACACAAUAUAUCAAAGGCCAUUUUUCUCCAGACUACCACAGCGCAAGUUGUCUCUGGAAUAUUUGUAUGGGCAGCCCUCUUCAUAACAUGUCAACAAAUUUAUCAACACCUGCGCUGGUACACUAACCCAUCGGAGCAGCGAUGGAUUGUGAGGAUUCUGUUCAUUGUACCAAUAUACGGCAUCUACAGCUGGAUCUCCUUGCUAUUCUUUAUGGGCGACUCGUAUUAUGUCUACUUCUUCACGGUCAGGGAUUGUUAUGAAGCGUUCGUGAUCUACAGCUUCCUCUCGCUAUGCUACGAGUACCUUGGUGGUGAGGGGAACAUUAUGUCAGAGUUACGUGGCAGGCCCGUACGAGCGUCAUGUGUCAACGGCACCUGUUGCCUCAGCGGAGCCACGUACACCAUCGGAUUCCUGCGAUUCUGCAAACAGGCGACGCUUCAGUUCUGUUUGAUCAAGCCAGUCUGCGCCUUCGUUAUAAUAUUCUUACAGUCGGCUGGCCACUACCACGAUGGUGAUUGGUCCCCAAGCGGUGGUUAUAUCUACAUCACCAUCAUCUACAACUUCUCGGUCAGUCUGGCGCUGUACAGCCUGUUCCUCUUCCUCGGUGCCACUCGAGAGAUGCUGAAGCCUUUUGAUCCAGUGCUCAAGUUCUUUACGGUUAAGUCUGUCAUCUUCUUGUCCUUCUGGCAAGGUGUGGCCCUCGCUAUUCUCGAAAAAGCGGAAGUGAUAUCACCGAUAAUAGACGAAAAUGGCAUCCCCACAACAGCCGGUACGGUAUCUGCUGGAUACCAGAACUUCCUCAUUUGCAUCGAGAUGUUGGCGGCUGGAGUUGCAUUGCGGUACGCGUUCCCCGCGGGCGUAUACGCGCACGCACGUCGCGACCCACACAGAUCUGUCACUAUGCAGUCCAUCUCUAGCAGCCUUAAGGAGACAAUGAAUCCAAAGGACAUAAUGACGGACGCAUUCCACAACUUCCACCCUCAAUAUCAACAGUACACGCAAUAUAGCUCGGUGAUGCGUGGAACAGGAACAGGCAAACGAGGUGAAGAAGGCGCCACAUUAGCUCCUCGUCCACCGCCACAGAGAGUGGCCACCAUCAGUCAGGCUGCUAAUUAUCACGAAAAAACUACCUUACUCAGCUCUGAUGAUGAAUUCCAGUGAAGUCGUCAAAAGUUAGGCUUUUCUGUCCCCGCCAAGUAUUUGCUCGACAAAUUAUCUGUGCCCAUGUGGCGUAUUAAAUGUUCAAGACACUAAUUGCGCUUUAUAACGUAACCAUUUAAAUAAAUUAAUUAAAAAUAAUUUAAUUCCCGACCACGCCCAUACAUAAUGCUUUUUGUGUAUGGAUUUUGGCGCGUGGUUAAUCUAUACCAUACACUAUUCACCCUCUUUGAAUUGUUGACAGAUUCAUGUUUAGUAAAAAUCUUUCAGAAAAUUGCAAGCCGUUAAACAACUGCUAGAGUAUAUUUUAGAAAUUUAACAAAACAACUCGUUAAACAUGCUGUUUGUACGAGCUUGUCUAAAAUCCAUGUUGGCGAGUACCGUGUUCAAACUAAUAGAUCGCUGAACAUGCAGUGAAAUCGAAUUACCGAAUCGUUAUAAACUAGCCAAACGUUAUACUGAGGGUUUAGACUUUUUGACCAACCCAAAUGAUAAUUAUAAUUACUAUUAAUCUUUUGUAUCCAAUUUUUAUGUUUAGGAGUAUUUUUAAAUAAUUAUUCCACUAAAGGAUAAGAAUGAAAUAUUUAUUCUCGAUUGUUGUUAGUUGUAUUGAAUGUUGUUUUUUUGAUAAAACACCUAAUAAUUGUAGUACGUAAUAUAAUUUAAUAAAUAUUUAUGAUAUAAGAUGGAUCGGUACAAGACGACUUUGGCGCGAAAUUAUUGAUAUAACGUAGAUGUAUUUACUAAUAUUUCAAUUAAGAUUGUACAAAAUAUUUAUAGACUAGUUUUGCUCUCCCCUAAAACUACAUAAAAUAUGAAGAAAAAAAAUGAAUCAAAUAGAUAUUAUGAAACCAGAGAUACCAGUUAUUGUACAGAGGAAAUAGGCCAAUGCCAUUUUAACUACGUGUACAGUUUUGUUUCUUUAAAGACUAUGCACCCUCCUAGAUAGUUAAAUUUUGUAUUAGCUUUGAAACAACACUGCAUUGCUUCGCCGUCCAAUUUUAAUACUUUCCAUUUCUGAACCUAUUUUUCAAAAUGAACUUCAAUGAUUUGUCGGAUUGCGCGGGUUGUAUGUUAUCUGUAGAUGCAACUUAAAUGUAAUAUUAAGAUUAAAAUGUGUCAAUGACCACGAUAUUAGGUCUACCUUAAAUUUUUAAUCCUAUAAUAGAAAUAAUAUACUUACCAAAGACUUAGUUUUACAAUUUAACCUUAUCUUUUAAUAAAUAAGGUUUAAAAUAUCAUGUCGAAAUCACGUAUAAAAUGAACGAAAAAUAUUUUUUUUGUUUAUAGCAUAAAAUUCAAUAAUUUCGUUUUCGUAACAAAAAACUAAAACAUUCUGCCGCUUUGUAUGUCUAAUUAUGAUGAUUGAAGUGUGUAAUUAAUUAUCUUGUGGAUAUAGUACCUUAUGUAUUUAAAUGUAAAUAAAUACAAAUAGAUUUGUUAUUUAAUGGUCCUAGAGAGUGAAAUGGCUUUCUGUAAUUAUUUUAAUCACAUUUUAACAUGUAGCCUAAGAUUCACAGAUAAAUUAAGCGCGUGUGAUCAAUCCAACUGUCAAAUGUUCAAACAGUUUUGACAGUCGCGCGCUUCAACUUGUCUAUGAAUUUUUAGCCAUAGAGUCAAUUAAAUAUUAACUGACGGUAAAAAUAAAAUGGUAUUUAAUGUAGAAGAAUAACCGCUCUCUGUUCAAAAUAUGAAAUUAUUUUUGUAAAAGAAACACUAACUUU
Pieris brassicae (large cabbage white) is the source of this 3370-nucleotide messenger RNA. RefSeq names its product transmembrane protein 184B (gene Tmep). NCBI's taxonomy places the organism in Eukaryota, Metazoa, Arthropoda, Insecta, Lepidoptera, Pieridae. The transcript is spliced from 8 exons. Gene Ontology annotation, molecular function: transporter activity. Bases 438 to 1649 code for a protein of 403 amino acids. Gene Ontology annotation, biological process: transport. The record is from RefSeq and is a predicted model, not a curated record.